Messenger RNA from Necator americanus (New World hookworm), 1938 nucleotides. RefSeq lists its product as uncharacterized. The record is from RefSeq and is a predicted model, not a curated record. The transcript is spliced from 12 exons. The coding region runs from base 1 to 1938 and encodes 645 amino acids. NCBI's taxonomy places the organism in Eukaryota, Metazoa, Nematoda, Chromadorea, Rhabditida, Ancylostomatidae.
AUGGGAGCUGAGAGCACAGUCUACGCAAUUAUUAACGAAGAUAACGCCGUGAUGGUCGACUGGCAGACGUGGUUACUGACUGCAGUAGCGAUAGUGACCAUACCAGUCUAUAUUCGUAUUCUUUACGUUCUUAUACGUAAUCGGACAAGACAUCGUUUUUCUUCACAUUUCUACACUAUAACCAUAUCACAGGGAUUUAUUGAUAUUAUUGGUUUCACCUGCUAUUAUACUUGUGUGAAUAUGCGCAGUUUUGAUGAAUUGAAACCAUUCUAUUGGAGUCUUAAUGGUACAUUUUUCGUGCAAUGGUCCUAUAUGCAAACGUACCUCUUCGAAUAUGGAAGAAUCAUUGGCGUAGCCAUGAUCUCUAUCCAACGUUGCUCUACAGUAUCCUUCCCGAAUAGUCAGUUUAAUCAGAUGCUCCUAAACUUGCCAUCAUGGGUAUUCUUUGCCUUCCAGUAUAUCACUCCUGUACUACUUUGUGCUAAUAUGUUUUUCGUUGACAUGUACUUCAACGCAGAAAGUACAUUGAAUGUCGUUAUUGAUCGAAGAGUGCUUGAGGGGCACUAUCUGAAAUCAGCGUUGAUUCCACUGUUUGCAAUAAUCAUCUGCAGUGUUGCCUAUGGAAUACUUAUACGGACUAUUCGAACCAACUCCGUUUCCACGCGUCGUAAGGAUAUUCGACUGAGUGUUCAAGCUGUUGGAUUACUAUUUGCACUAGUUGUCACCUGUAUACAUUUUUGUAUGCAAUUCAUCUUCAACUACAAAGGAAUGACCCAAUUGGUAUAUACUAUGCGUUACUUCACACCGUUAUGGGUUGGAUUACUAACAUUUAUCAACCCGUGGAUGAUUCUUCUGAUGGAUCGCGAAGUGCGACAUCUAGUGCUUUGUCGAAGUCGUUCCGACGAACAUAGUAGCGUUCAUCCGAUGCAAGCAACUUCUCGAAUCAUGACUACAACGUUUCGAAAAAUGCAAUCUUCCGUGCUUCAGUGGCAGAAUGCUCACUUAUCAGAGACGCAGGUGGAUUCAGAGGAUGGACUCCCUGUUUCUGCUGAGCCAGGACUGACUCAUGACAUCCUUGUAUUCCGCUCGUCGGUCUGGCCAAAAGCCUGCAAUCAAGUGACUGGGAGGUGCAAGGGAGGCGGUUUGGAGUCGCCUCCAACAAAUAAACUCCACAUGUCCACUCCGGGAGAACGAAAGUUCUCCCAGAAACUCAUGGGACUAGAGGCUUGCAACCUGCCCAUGGGAAAGCCUGGUACGGUAGCGCCAGGUAGUACGGAGUUGCAGGAGUCAUGUAGGCUACCAAAACGGAAAAGGACUAGGAUGGCGAUCUGUACUUAUAACGCACGUACGCUUGCAUCGGAAGCGGCCAUCGAAGAUCUGAUGAUGCAAGCCAAGAAGAUCAAUAGAGGUGUUGGUGGAGUUGGCGUCCUCGUCAACACGAGUAUGGCAAAGAACAUCGACUCUUUUGAACAAAUUACGACCCGAAUCGGACGUCUGCGGAUGAGAAGAUGUGGCCCAACACCAGCUUUGACUAUCUUCGUCGCUUACGCUCCAACAUCAAGCUACGAAGAAGAAGAAGAAGUCGAAGCUUUCUAUAUGCACCUGGAGAAGUUCUACCGAGAAGACCAUGCCUACUACAAGGUCAUAAUUGGCGAUUUCAACGCCAAGGGGGAGAGGCUCUCCGAGUUCAUCAUGACGACUAAGACCAUCCAUGGGAACUCGCAAUUCCAGAAGCCCUCCUCCAAAAGUUCUAUACGAGAUCGGACCAUCGCCUCCUCCGAGGAAGAUUUUCCUUCACAAGGAGCAGAGAAAGCCGCCAAGUUCAGAGAGAGAAAUCCCAGGACUACCAUCAACUGGGAUCUCUUCGCUACGCUAGCCGGCUUUUGGGAAGAUUCCGCAAUGGACAACAUCGACGAGGAAUACCGACCGGCUCGUUGA